Molecule: messenger RNA, 3498 nt
Organism: Exaiptasia diaphana
Lineage: Eukaryota; Metazoa; Cnidaria; Anthozoa; Actiniaria; Aiptasiidae
Exons: 2
Coding region: 73-3321 (1082 amino acids)
Molecular function (GO): protein binding
Source: RefSeq, a predicted model, not a curated record
CCUUGGUUGAGCCUAGAACUGAAGCAUUGUGACAACAGUAGAGUAAUAUAUAAAAGGUGAAACGGCAAACCAAUGGCGAGCAAGGAAUUGGACGAACAGAAAGAAGAAUCCUGCUGUAUUCAUUUUCCGGAAGAAAUGUUGAUGGAAAGUCUUCUUUUACAAUGCAAAGCUUUUAACAGAUUACAGAAAUAUGAGAAAGCUAUCAACAGUGGGGUUGAAUGCAUUGAGAAAGCUGUAAAGCUAAAAAACGCUUAUGUUGAGAUCGAAGCUGCACUGGAAUUGUGGACAGCAUUCAGAUUACUUCAUAGGGAUGAUAGCGCUGAAAAACGUUUCAAAGAAAAAUGCGUUACAUUCGUCAAACAAUCUGGAAAUCCUGAGUUAAAGCAAGGCGGAUGCCAAAUUUCUGAAGACGACGACGAUGUAAAUGUUGAAAUGAAGGUUCAUUUUACAAUAAUUUUAAAUGCCRUUAAUAAUGGAAGCCAUCUGGAGCAGUCUGCAUGGCACGGCAAAAAAUGCAUUGAGAUUGCACAAGAGAUAGGCAACAAGUCAGUAGAGAUGCAUGCGUAUUUGCUAUUAGCAAAAGCUUGUUAUGAAUYGCAUCUUUACGAACUAGCUAUUAUGAACAGCAAAAAAUGUGUAGAGAAGCAGGAAACCCUGGGGAACCCAGAAAUAGUCAUAGAGGCRUACUUAAUACUUGAAAGUGCCUACUUCAACUUGUCAGAAUAUGAUUCAGCAAUCAAUUUUGGUUCCAAAUGCUUUGAGUUGGCGCAAUCAAUGAAUUGCAGCAUCGCUAUCCAAUCUUGUGUACUAUUAGUUAAAAUGUACUACUUAAUUGAAGCAGAGGAAGAGUUCUUUCAAUGUACUAAGCAAUUGAGCAACGUGGCAAGUAUGAUAGACGACCAAGAAAUCCAGAAAUAUAUAUACUUCAUGGUUGAAAUUAGUUGUUGCUACAUGUUUAAUAAACUUGGUCAGUAUGAAAAAGCCAUUUCACACAACCGAAAAGCUUGUGACCUGGUUGAAGGAACAGAAGCUAUCAACGACCCAGCUUUACUUACAGAAGCGUAUAUGAACAUGUUUAGACUGCAUAUGUUAAUGAACCAAACUGAAGAAGGUGAAUCAUUUUUAGUAAUAGCUGCAAGAAGUUUUGAAGAAAUACUAGAUGGUGAGAAAAGAAAGGAAGCCUUGAAAUAUAUUGCUUUUAUGUUAUCGGCCAUCAAGAUUCAGCUAUUCUUGAAAGGCAAGAAAACAAGCAGAUUUACAGAUUUCUGGCUCUUAUUGCAAUUAUUUGCACCUAAAAAUCAUCCAGCAAAACUUUACUGCAUUCAACCACCACCAGACAUAAUCUGUUUUAAUGUCAUCUAUCCCAGGGAAAAACUGUUUAACUUGCUUUCCUUUUAUCACGCAAAGAAUCUGUCAAUUGAUCUAUUCAAAUCGAUUGUCCAGGCAGGUGUGCCAUUUUUCAUGAAAAUGUACGAGUCUGAAACAAUCGACAUCAUUCAUGCUUUGGUCAACUGUGGAUCAGUGGUCAAAGGAAGAGAAAUUGCACUUAGAUACGCUMAAGUGCUUCAUAAAGACGACUAUCACUUGCUUAUGAAUGCCGUGUUGUGUAACGAACUCGCCUAUCAAAAGGCAAUCAGAGAAUUUCGAAAGCACAAAUCAAUAGAUCAAGACGUAAACGAUUUCUUCAAGGAUUUCUGCGAGUUCAACAAAGGCGAGAUAAAUGGUCAAAUGUUCACUGUAAAAGGGAUGCUUUCUUCCAUGACCAUGAGAAGUGAAUUAGCAGAAGAAAACCUCAAAAACGCAGUGAUGUGCUUUGAAAAUGUCCUGGGGAGCUUUCGCGAGGAGAAGAAUCAAAUAUCUCUACAGGAAGGUUAUAUUCAAGCAUACAAGCUCCUAUCAAAAGUUGAAGUUGAAAUGGGCCACACAAAAAAUGCUCUUUUGACAACGGAUCUCUGUCGAUCAAAGGCACUGAAUUAUCAGCUAACCAAAAGACUGAAAAGUGCAGGCCAUGCCCCAAUAAGCCAAGAGGUUACCUUGGAGCAAAUAGCAUCAUUUGUUGAGGUUGAGGACUGUGCUAUCAUAUUAUACUCUUGGUUUUUCAACAAUUUAUACAUAUUUUGCGUGAGGAAUGUCAAAGGAGACAACGGAGAAGAUAUGAUCCAUGUUGACUGUCAUGUGGAAAGAAUCGAUGAAGAACGCAGGAAAUACUUAGGUUUGCAACCUACAACCACACAAAGUGUCCUGACAAACAUGACCAAUUGUGAGGAAGAACAGCAAUCUGGGGAGCUCGGUAGACACUUUGAAUUUUGCUGUGAAAAAGAAAGAGGCCRGCCCUCAGAAAAUGAUGAUGUCCAAGCUCAGAGUUUCGUUUCAGGUCAGCAAAAUCCUACUGAGGAUUUAACACUUUUAAAAAAGCUUCACAAAGCACUACUUUCUCCUUUCUUUAGCAAAAUAAAUGCAAACAACAUAAUAAUUGUCCCCGAAGGCCAACUGUAUUCAGUCCCUUUUGUAGCUCUUCAAGACCCAACAACGGAAUGCUACCCGUCAGAACACAAAAGAGUUAGAUAUUCUCCUUCUAUAAGCAGCUUGAUUAUUCAUAAGAGGGUGCCUGGCGAAUACUACGCUCGAUCAGGAUCCCUGAUCAUCGGAAAUCCAAGUGUCGAUCAGAUUGAGGGUAUUAACCYCUUACCGGGGUCAGAAAUGGAAGCAAUAGAAAUUACCAAGAUUAUUGGCGGAGUCACACCAAUUAUUGGACCCAGAGCAACCAAAGCAUUUGUUUUGGAAAGGCUUUUUGAAGUGUGCAUCAUUCAUUUCGCAUGUCAUAUCAGCCUCAAUCCUUCUGCCAUUAUUCUUUCACCUCAAGGAUCUCUUAAACCUGGCGAUGACUCUCAUCUUCUCAAACCAGAUGAUGUAAUUCAAAAAGAUGUCCAUGCUCGGCUAGUGGUCUUAAGUGGGUGCGACAGCGGCCGAGGUAAGAUCUGUGCUGAAGGGGUUGUUGGAAUUGCGCGCGCAUUCUUGGCUGCAGGAGCUGCAACGGUGUUGGUGUCCCUGUGGAGGGUUCCUGACCAGAGCACGUGUGAAUUCAUGACGACCUUUUACACGUACCUCUUGGAUUGGAAAGUACGGAGAAGUGCAAGCGAGAGCCUGCAUCUCACAAUCAAUGACAUGAGAAGAAAGUACCCAGACGAACCAAUAAAAUGGAGCGGUUUCUAUCUCAUGGGYGACGAUGUCAUCAUCGACCGUGAGAGCCUCUCUGUUCUUCAAGCAGAAGCAGACUCAACUGCGUCUUGCAGACGUGAACCGUGUGAAACCGACGAAUAAACUGGUUCUAUCGCCAUAUUCAAUAUAACAGACAGCAGAUUUCAAGAAUACAUAUCAUGGACUUUCAAUUGGUAGUCAACUGGAACUCGCGGUCUAAAUUGUAAUAUAUUCGUUUUCAACAUAAAUGCAAGAGUUUAUGUAUAUUUUAGUGCAAAUAAAAAUGUGCAUGAUGGACUA